Messenger RNA from Penicillium canescens, 1041 nucleotides. It is a transcript of the gene zrfB, whose product is annotated as low-affinity Zn(2+) transporter ZRT2. Gene Ontology annotation, molecular function: low-affinity zinc ion transmembrane transporter activity. The transcript has a single exon. Gene Ontology annotation, biological process: zinc ion import across plasma membrane. Bases 1 to 1041 code for a protein of 346 amino acids. Gene Ontology annotation, cellular component: plasma membrane. The record is from RefSeq and is a predicted model, not a curated record. NCBI's taxonomy places the organism in Eukaryota, Fungi, Ascomycota, Eurotiomycetes, Eurotiales, Aspergillaceae.
AUGGAUUCUGUUCUUCUCAAGCGGGCAGAUGCCUGUGACCCUGGCAAUGAAUUUGACGGCCGCAUGGGACUGCGCAUCUCUUCCAUCUUUGUGAUCAUGGUUGGCUCCAUGUUCGGAGCUGUAUUCCCUGUAUUCGCCCGCCGCUUUGGCAAGGAUGGCGGGUUCCCCAAGUGGUGUUUUUUCAUCGCCAAGUAUUUUGGAUCCGGUGUCAUCAUCGCAACUGCCUUCAUUCACCUCUUGGCUCCGGCCGAGGAGGCUCUGACAAACGAGUGUCUGACCGGCCCCAUCACCGAAUACAGCUGGGUCGAGGGCAUUGUUCUUAUGACUAUCAUUGUGCUGUUCUUUGUCGAGUUGAUGGUUAUGCGCUACUCUAGCUUCGGUCAAGGCCAUGUGCACGACGAAGAGGGCCACUCUCACAUCCAGAUCGAAGAGCCUACUGUCAGCGAAGUUGGUGAGAACAAGAACCACUUCGUCGGAGAAGACCACCUCGGCCACGGUCGCGAGCAUCACGACAGCGACUCCGAAAAGGGCCCCCAGGCAGUCGAGGACUAUACCGCUCAACUCACUUCGAUAUUCAUACUGGAAUUCGGCAUUAUCUUCCACUCUAUCUUCAUUGGCCUCACUCUUGCAGUGUCUGGAGCCGAAUUCACUACACUUUACAUCGUCCUUGUCUUCCAUCAGACCUUCGAAGGUCUUGGUCUUGGUUCCCGUCUGGCCACUGUCCCGUGGCCCAAGUCAAAGCGCCUCACCCCCUACAUCCUGGGCUUGGCCUUCGGUAUCUCGACCCCCAUUGCCAUUGCCAUUGGCCUCGGUGUUCGAAAGAGCUACCCGCCAGAAGGACGAACCACCCUCAUUGUCAACGGUGUCUUCGACUCUAUAUCUGCUGGCAUUCUGAUCUAUACUGCCCUUGUCGAGCUGAUGGCGCACGAGUUCAUGUUCAGCACUUCCAUGCGCAAGGCUCCUAUCCGUGAUGUGCUUAUUGCGUUCGGCCUGCUGUGUGCCGGUGCUGCCCUCAUGGCCCUGCUGGGCAAGUGGGCUUAG